AGAUGGAAGCUCGGCGUUGGUUGCUUUCACCCCAUGUCGCUCGUAGACAGGGUGACAUGAUUUCUUGGGUCCGGCACUGUCUGUUUCAUACAACAGUAGAACAGCUAAAGAAAACACCAGCUGAACAGAGGUGGUUAUCAAGACAACUAAGGGACCCAUAUGUGAAAUCUGCCCGACAACAAAAUUUCCGCUGUCGGAGUGCUUUUAAGCUGCUGGAGAUUGAUGAGAAGCAUAACAUCCUGAAGCCUGGGAACAGUGUGAUUGAUUGUGGUGCAGCACCAGGCGCCUGGAGCCAGGUUGCAGUUGACAGGGUCAAUGCCACUGGCUUUGUGAUGAGUAGCUGUCAGUACCAUUUGGAGCGUUGGACAAGGGGAUUUGUCAGCUUUUUUACAGAUCCAGAUGCUCCUGUGGGAUUUGUAGUGGGCGUUGAUCUAUUACACAUACCUCCUCUGGAUGGUGCUGUGUUCCUGCCUCACUCUGAUCUCCUGGAGCCCACCAUUCAAGCGAGGAUCCAGGAAUCCCUGCCAACAGGAAUGGCUCAGGUGAUCCUCAGCGAUAUGGCACCAAAUGCCAGUGGGAUCCGUGAACUGGACCAGCAGCGACUGGCUGAGCUGUGCUUAUGUGUUGUUGGACUGGCCAGGAAGGUCUUGAGUCCUGGUGGCACCUUGCUGUGUAAAUUCUGGGAUGGCACUAAUAGCCGUAUCAUCCAAAAGCGACUUGCUGAAUUGUUUAGAGAUGUGAAGACUUUAAAGCCUGCUGCAAGCAGGAAGGAGUCAUCAGAGAUCUACUUUUUAGCAAAGCACUACAGGACAAGCUGAUGUUUCAGAGUGACUGCUUAUGCACAAGAAGUGUCAACGGCAGUGUAACAAUUUUUGAGACAGUUUGUUGUUACUUACAUUUUCUCCCUAUCCUAUCAAAUUUUGCCCCUUAUGUUGAGGCUGACAGUCCACCACUUAGUUAGAAAGAAAAUAAAUGUUUCUGUAUAUGGUCUUUUAUAACCACAACUUUUGUGAUUUGUAGCAAUGUAGUACUUCUGAAGUGUCAUAAUUGUUGUAAUGUCAAAAAUAUGGCAGCAAAUUUGCACAGAGCAAAUUCCUACAAAAAGCCAUAUGACAAUGAGAAGACAAUCUGCUUUUUUGAUAAAAGCUGCAAGUUCUGGAGAAACCCAGGAGGUCUAGCAGCAUCUAUGGGGAGAAAAAAAUUAAUGUUAACAUUUGGAGUCCAGUUUGACUUUACUAUGAUAAGUGUCAUCAUUGGAUUGAAAACAUUAACUCUAUUUCUCUCUGCCAGACUGGCUGAGUUUUUUCAGCAGUGUACUCAGGUGCAUGUUAGGAGUCAGCCCUGUCUCGGUAGGUUGCAUUCUUACCUCUGAACUAGAAGGUCAUAGAUUCACCUCCCACUCUAAAAAUGAGAACACAGUGUAAGUUGAUACUCCCAUCUCCUGUACUAUUGAAGGUGCCACCUUUUUGUUAGCCAUGGAAGUAAUACCCUAUCUGUCCACUUAGGAGGAUGUAAAAAAAAUUUGGGAUUUUUUCAAAAAGGAAUGUAUAGGGUCCUGGCUAAUAUUUAUUUCUUGAACAACACCCCAAAACAGAUUUGCAUUAUUGUUCAUAGGACCUCAGUGUACAAUUUUCUUUUCAUCUAUGGGAUGAGUUGUCACUGACUAAGCCAUCAUUUAUUACCCAUCCCUAUUCACAAGUCAACCACAUUGGUGAGGGUCUGGAAACACAAUAGGCUAGACCAGAUAUGUAUGGCAAAUUCCUUUCCUUCAAGGCAUUAGUGAACCAGAUUUUUGUUUUCCUCCUGACAAUUGUUUCAUUGUCAUCGUUAAACUCUUAAUACCCGAUUUUCAUUGAAUUUAAAUUCCACCAUCUGCUAUAAUGGGAUUUGAACCUGGGUUCCCAGGUCAUUACUUGGGUUUCUGUAUCAACAGUCCAACGAUUAAACCACUAGGCUGUCACCUCCCCAAAUGACAAAUCUACUGUAUUCUUUCCUGUAUUAAAAAUACAGAACUAUUUUGUAGACUAUAAAAAGCUUUAUUACUCUUCAAAGUUGUUAGAUGUAUUUAUACUGCAUCUUUUUAAUGCUAUAUGUAUUAAUUUUUUUAUUAUUUAUGUGAACUUAAACCUUUUCUUGUACAGCUAUGGAAACUGAAUAUAUGUAAUUCAAUUGUGUA
Hemiscyllium ocellatum (epaulette shark) is the source of this 2176-nucleotide messenger RNA. RefSeq names its product mitochondrial rRNA methyltransferase 2 (gene mrm2). The transcript is spliced from 4 exons. NCBI's taxonomy places the organism in Eukaryota, Metazoa, Chordata, Chondrichthyes, Orectolobiformes, Hemiscylliidae. The record is from RefSeq and is a predicted model, not a curated record. Gene Ontology annotation, biological process: RNA methylation. Gene Ontology annotation, cellular component: mitochondrion. Gene Ontology annotation, molecular function: rRNA (uridine-2'-O-ribose)-methyltransferase activity. Bases 3 to 818 code for a protein of 271 amino acids.